Brugia pahangi is the source of this 4047-nucleotide messenger RNA. The record is from the annotation of a GenBank genome assembly. Lineage: Eukaryota; Metazoa; Nematoda; Chromadorea; Rhabditida; Onchocercidae.
AUGUCUAAUGGUGGUAAAGUGUCAUCGUUUCCUUUAUUAUCCUUUAAUUACCGUGAAAGUAUUGUAGUAUGUAGCAAGAAUCAGCUAGAUUUAGUGCAACGAAUUAUUCAACAAAAAGCAAUUUUUGCUCGUAGAUGUGAAGUUCAACGACGACGAAUUAAGCUAAUUAUUGAGGCGAUAUGCAGUGAUCUUUGUAGAGAUGAAAAUGAUCUAGAAAAUUUACUAUCAUUAUUGUUUUUCGAAAGAAAAUUAACGAUAAAGGAUGAGCUCAAUUUUCUUAUUACAAGAAAAUUAAUUUGUCAACAAAAAAAUCACGGACUCUGCGGGACUCAAUUAGGCCAAGCCGUGUUUACAUCAUCGCUGUCACCUGAUAUUGCAUUACAAGUUUAUGAUGAUCUCGAAAAGGCGACACGUUCCCUUGCUUUGGAUAAUGAGCUUCAUUUACUUUAUUUGGUAACACCACUCCAUAGUGAUUCCAUUUGGAUGAAUUAUAUCGAUUGGAAUGUUUACUAUAAUAUUUGGUCUAAAUUACCUACCAAAUUACAAAGAGUGGGCAAAAUGAUUGGUAUUCUUGAUAGUUUCAUUCUUGGAAAGAUACAAGGUAGACAAGCAUCCAAAAUAAGCAAUAUGCAGGUGCAUUUACGUUUUCUUUCCGCAUUAGCACUUUACGAUCUGAUAAGAGAAUAUUCACUUGGUGAUGUUGCUCGACGUUUUCGUAUCAAUCGUGGAGCAUUGCAAACGUUACAACAACAAUCCGCUACAUAUGCCUAUAUGGUUGUAUCGUUUUGUGAAAAACUUGGUUGGACAUAUUUACGAAGUGUAUUGGAUGGUUUUUCCGAACGAUUAACAUUUGGUGUUCGUAAAGAUCUAACAGAAUUGGUUCAAAUUGAAGGUAUCGAUGGUAUAAGAGCUCGAGCUUUUCACAAUGCUAAUAUUACAACAAUUCCUACAUUAGCUAUCACUUCAAUUGAUGAUAUUGCAAAAAUUUUACGAUCUGUUGUUCCUUAUAUCAGACGUGAUAACAAUGAAGGAUUGAAUCGUUGGCUUGCUGGAGAAGGUUUAAUGACAGAUGUUGAAGCAGCUCAAAUAUUAAUUCAACGUGCUCGUUUAAAUCUUUCCUCUUCUCUCAGGGCUAUUGGCAUAUUCUCAGAUGACAAAAUUGAUUCUUUGUUUUCCACGGUGACAUCAAUUUGUGAAACUAAUCAUGAUAAAUUGGAUGCUAUAAGCAAUAAUUGUAAUGAAAGUAGUAUGAAUCCUAAUUCUGUCCUUUCUUCAGAUGUUAAACUUAUUUCAAGUGAUUUCUUCACGCAUGAAAUUUUACCAACCACAAAUACUUCUAAAAAUUCGGAAGAACAAAUUGCAGUAAGCAGUCAAAGUUUAAUCCAAACAUCAAAAGUGGUUGAAAAACGACCACCGAAAAUGGAAUUACUGAAAAGCAGCAAUUCUGAUGAAGUAGAAAAAGCUAUUUUCCAUAAUUGUUCAAUAACAAACAAAGAGAAUUUGGAUAUUCCGGAUAGAUUGGAUGUGGAAAAUGUUAAACAAUUAUGUGCAGAUUUUGCUCAUACUUCAAUGUCGGAUGAAACAUUGUUACGUUUUGGUUGUAGUCAGUAUUCCGGUGAAAUUCAACAAGUUACGCAAGCAUUAGAUGCUAUUGCUGUUCUAGCUAACAAUGAAAAAUUUGAUGAAAUUAAAUCAGAGAAGCAACAAGAUAAGCUUACUGAUUUGAAAAUAUUUGAAUCGUUGAAUAUUUUUAAUUCAACUAAAAAUGAAACUCAAAUGAUUGCAACAACAACAGCUACAAAUGGGAUGAAAAAUGAUAAUUUAGAGAAAGAUGAGGUGAAAUAUUUUCAUGAUUUCAAUAUGAAGAAAUCAUCUACAAUUCAGUUUAACGAUGAACGUGCUAUGCCACAGCAGAUAACACUUCAAAGUAAUCAAGAAGAAGAAAAAGAAAUUAUUGUCAAUUCGGAUGAAAGUAUUAGAAAUCAAUCAAUUUUUGAUCAUAGUAGUGAUUUAUUUGAUCGAACAUCUUAUUCAUCAAUUGGUUCGCAAUCAUUUAAUACAUCAAAGAAUUCAUCAUAUUGCAUAAAACGUAUUGAUCAACAAUCAACAAUUAAUUGUCAAUCUUUGCAAUCAUCACCAAGUUUUCAAAGUCCUUUGCAUAAAAUUUUAAAAUAUGGAUCAUCACCUGUUACUGUAACUAUGGAGAAUGAAAUUAAAUUUAAUGAAAGUGUUAAAAACGAUAUUAAACAAAAUUUCGACAGCAACCAAACAGGAACUACUGAAUUUCAAAUUAUAGAUGUUUGCGGAUCUUCUACAAUAUGGGAGCAAUUUUUGAUACGUCAAAAAUAUUGGAGUCAAAUUGGUUUAUGCAUUGCAAUAUGCAAUAAAGAAAUAAUUGGAAUAGCAUUAUGCCCAUUAAAUGACGAAUGUGUUUAUAUUGAUUUCAGGCCAAAAUAUGUUUCUGAAAUUGAAAUUGAUAAGCGAUUAGAAGUAUUGGAUAAUAUAUUAAAAUCUGAACAAGAAAAGUACAUUUAUGAUUUACUAUCAUUUUCACGUUCAUUACGAUAUCUUCGAGAUUUAGUCGAUUCACCUAUCCUUUUUAAUCGCUGUACUUGCAUACAAACAGUUUCAUAUUUAGCCCAUUAUCGUACACUAGAUGAUUCCGCUCUUUCUUUUCAGGAUUUACUUUCACAACUUACUUCUCCAGAACGUGCUGUAAUUUUAAGAAAUGCAACACCACGAUUACGAGCAGUAAUUAAUGCAUUUAUAUGCUUGCAUAUGCAUAAUGAUCUAAUGUCGGCUGCUGUUCGAUUAUCUUCAAUUAAAUCUGUAGAAUUGGAAUUAAAAUCAGUUGUUUUGUUCAGUGAAAUAGAAAUUACGGGUAUAGCUUUUGAUAGGAAUAAAGCUCUAACUCUAAAUUCUAAGCUUCAACAAAAAUUGACCGAAAUUGAGGCAAAAGCUUAUGGUAUUAGUGGAAUUCCAUUUAAUUUUGGUUCAGCAGCGGAAAUUUCUCAGAUACUUUUUGUACGUCUGCAAAUUCCACCACCAAAUGCAUCAACUGGUCGACAUUAUUCAACAAACAAAAUUGUUCUGCAACAAUUAGCACCAAAAUAUCCUAUCAUAAGUUUAAUUUUGGAAUGGAGACGAAUAAAUACCGCUUUAACGACAUCUUUACCAAUACUUUUAAAAUUGUGUUGUUCUGAUGGACGAAUUCGUGCUAAUUUUAUAACACAUUGUUGCACUGGUCGUGUUUUAACAGUACAUCCAAAUGUGCAAAAUGUGCAAAAAGAUGCAAUUAUCGAUGGUUUUUCCAUUCAAUCACUUUUCAUUGUUCCGAAAGGUAGAAUUCUAUUAUCAUCUGAUUAUCGACAGUUAGAAAUGCGAAUGUUGGCACAUCUCUCAGCUGAUCCUAAUCUCAUAUCUCUUUUCUUGACCAAAGAUGAUUUUUUCGAAAUUAUUACGAACAAAUGGAAUAAAAACGAAACAUUGCAUAUUAAAGUAGAUCGAAACAAAGUUAAACAGCUUUGUUAUGGUAUUAUUUAUGGCAUGGGUGCCAUAUCAUUAAGUAAAGAAUUAGGUAUAUCAAAACAACAUGCUCAACAAAUGAUCAUAUCUUUUUUUCAGUUGUUUCCAAAAGUACGAACAUGGAUGGAUAAAAUAUUAGCUAUGUGCCGAACUAAUGGAUUUGUGAGUACUUUAUUAGGUCGUCGACGAUUUUUACCUCAAAUAACUUCUGCUGUGCUGCAAACAGAGUUAGCUCAAGCUGAACGUCAAGCUAUCAAUACUUGUAUACAGGGUUCAGUAGCGGAAUUGUUUAAGAUGGCGUUAUUGAAUUUACGGAAGAAUUUAUUAGGUACUAAUUCAUCUAUCGUCAUGCAAUUGCACGAUGAAGUGUUAAUAGAAACGGAUGAAAGUUCGAUAGCUUCAAUUGUUGAAAUUAUCAAACAUUCUAUGACAUCGGUUACUCCAAAUUUACGGGUUCCAUUGGCAGUUAAAAUUUCAUUUGGUAAAAGUUGGGGAGAACUUCAGGAAUGUACUAAAAUUUGA